Molecule: messenger RNA, 453 nt
Organism: Acanthosepion pharaonis
Lineage: Eukaryota; Metazoa; Mollusca; Cephalopoda; Sepiida; Sepiidae
Source: the annotation of a GenBank genome assembly
AUGUCUUUUUCUCUUUUGUCAAGCAAACUUUUAACACUAGUUCUCAGCCAGACUUUUCUUUUCUCACUCUCUUGUCAAACUGCUUUGGCUUUCUCUCUUUCAUAUCUCGACUUACAUAUUUUUUUUCCUCUUGUUAUCAAACUUCCCGCCCAACCUUCUUCCUACGCACACUCUCUCUGUCUCUAUACCAAUUUGACAGAGAUCUCUCUCUCUCUCUCAACUCAAUCUUUUCGGGUCUCUCUCUCUCUCUUUCUUUUAUCUACUAGACCAAAUCUUUUUUAUCACUUGCUGCCCCUCCCUCCACCCGUACACAAUUUACGAGUCCCGCCUAAUCCUAUCUCUCUCUUUGUCUCUCCUAGUCCCUCUUCCCCAACUCCGACACUGACUGCCGGGAGCCCGACACUGGUUGAACGUAGAAAUAGAAGUAACGACGCAAGGCGGCACCGCCCGUAG